Messenger RNA from Entelurus aequoreus (snake pipefish), 2610 nucleotides. RefSeq names its product uromodulin. Lineage: Eukaryota; Metazoa; Chordata; Actinopteri; Syngnathiformes; Syngnathidae. Gene Ontology annotation, cellular component: membrane. Gene Ontology annotation, molecular function: calcium ion binding. The transcript is spliced from 10 exons. The record is from RefSeq and is a predicted model, not a curated record. Bases 1 to 2466 code for a protein of 821 amino acids.
AUGGGGAUGUCUGGAGGGACCUUUAGGUUCUUCAUCGUGUUGCUCGCCACGGGAAGGAUUUCAGUUUUCUCAGGUUCAGUUGUUUCCAGCUGUGACACAUGCCAUGAUGAAGCAACAUGCCAGCAGUCACAGGAAAGGGGCGACACCUUUCCCGGCUUCUCAUGUGUCUGCAAAGAUGGCUUCUUGGGCGAUGGUGUCACCUGUUACGAUCGCUCCACCUGCAGCGACGGUUCAUGUUGUCGCCAAGGUUACCAGUGGUCACCUGACAGCGGCUGUGUGGACGUUGAUGAAUGCUCCCUCUCCGACUCAUCUUGCACGCCGCCUUGGGUUUGCCAAAACACAGCAGGCUCCUACGAAUGCUUGACCCCUGCUUUGCAUUCCAGAUCUGGCAUUUCUUCACCAUCUGUCCAGUUCAGAUGUGGCAACGCUUCGUGUCCAGCAGGCAUGGACUGUAUUGGAAAUAAUGGGAUGAGCUGUGUAGACCCUUGUGAGAGCUACACUGUCCUCAACGAUGACUGGCGUUCCACAGAAUUUAGAUACAAUAAUAGCAACCAGGCCAAUUGUGACCGAAAUGUUCAGUGGCAAGGUUGGUAUCGUCUGUUUCUGGGGGACAACAGUGCACGUAUUCCCGAGAGAUGUAUUGAAGAAAACAUGUGUGGAACACAUGCACCUCUAUGGAUAACGGAACCUCACCCCACACAAUCGGGUGAAAUUGUAACUCGCACUGUGUGUAAUGCCUGGUCGAGGGAAUGCUGCCAUUUUGAUUCAAAUACCAUCCAUGUCAAGCUGUGCUCUCGAAGAGAGUCCAGCUACUACGUGUACAAGCUUGUCAAGCCAUCCACGUGCCGUCUGGCCUACUGUGCAGAGGUUGACGUACUAAGUUCUUCAACAUUGGAACCUGAAGUUACCCCAGUGGAGCCAACAACUACCACUAGUGAAGCGCUUCACACUCCCUCAACAACAGUACCCUCAAUAAAAGAGGGUGAGGUUCUUCUGGUAAAUGGUAGAAACAACUCCUGCGCCGGAAGAGUGGAGAUCUUCCACCGUGGACAGUGGGGAACAGUGUGCGAUGAUAUCUGGGACAUAAAUGAUGCCAAGGUAGUGUGCAGACAGUUGGGCUGUGGCAGAGCCUUAUCAGCCCCACCGAGAGCCUUCUUUGGACAAGGCAGAGGACCCAUUUGGUUGGACAAUGUCAGAUGCACGGGCAGUGAAUCAAAGCUCAGUGAGUGCAACCACCAAGGGAUUGGCUCACACAACUGUGGUCACCAGGAAGAUGCUGGCGUGGUUUGUGACGCUGCUUCACCCUUGAGGCUGGUCAACUCUGACAACCGCUGCUCUGGAAGAGUUGAGGUCUACCAUAAUGGACAGUGGGGAACGGUGUGUGACGACGGGUGGGACCUCACCAACGCUAAUGUGGUGUGCAGACAGUUGGACUGUGGCAGAGCUCGGUCAGCACUGCACGGUGCAGCUUUCGGACAAGGCAGUGGACCCAUCUGGUUGGAUGACGUCCGUUGUUAUGGCAAUGAAAGUUCCAUAGCGAGCUGCAGACAUCUUGGAUUUGGGAGACACAACUGUGUUCACAGGGAGGAUGCAGGCGUCAUUUGCGAAGAGUCGGACGCUCCACUCAGGAUAUCUCGUCUUAUUUGUGGCUCUGACAAAAUCCAAGUGGGCCUGAGUUCAGUUAGCACAACAAGCGCUGGUUAUAACCCACUCACUGGAAACCUGGCAGUCCACAACUGUUCCUGGGUCAGGGUGCAAGAUGAUGUCGUGUGGUACGAAGCUGAUGUUAAGGCAGAUGCUUGUGGAAACAAACUGACGACCAACAGCACACAUGCCAUCUAUUCCAACAGUUUAUUCAUCUAUCCAACAAUCAACACGUCCUUUUCUGUCCCUAUGAGUCUUCCUUUCUCGUGUGCUUAUCCCCUGGAAACAGAGAGCAAACUAAAUGUGGCCAUCAGGCCAUUCCUGGCGUUGGAAGGCAGUGUUGUUGGUUCAGGUGCCAAAGCUAGAGCCUCCAUGGUCCUGUUCCGCAACUCCAACUAUACAGAAGCUUAUCCAGCAGGUGGGGUGGUCCUUCCAGUGGGCUCACCUUUAUAUGUGGGGGUCUCUGUGGACAAGAGAGAUCCCAGCUUGGCAGUUGUUUUGGAGGACUGCUUCGCCUCUCAUUUCUCAAACCCUGACGUCCCUGAGCGAUACUCCCUCAUCUACAAUAAAUGUCCCACUGACCGCCAACAAGUGUCAGUGGUUGAGAGCGGUUCAUCCCUUCGGGCUCGUUUUUCUGCCCUGUUCUUUCUUCUUCAGGGAGAAUACCGAAAUGUAUACCUCCACUGCAGCCUUAGCCUGUGUGACCGCAGGACAUACACCUGCGUUCCGUCUUGCGCAAGGAGAGCACAACGCUCUGCCUCACAGAUUCCAAUCAAGCCACUGACCAUUGGACCAAUCACUUGGGACAAUUCAUCUGAGUGACAUCAAGGAAUUGAGCUCAUUGUUUAACAAAGUUGACUUUUUUGAAGUAAUUAAAAAAAGAUCAACAACAAAUCAUCAUGAAAUUGUUUUCUAAAAAUGGCAAUCUAUGGAGUUUUGAUUAUAUGAAAAUAAAGGAGCAGCACA